Molecule: messenger RNA, 1042 nt
Organism: Oncorhynchus tshawytscha (Chinook salmon)
Lineage: Eukaryota; Metazoa; Chordata; Actinopteri; Salmoniformes; Salmonidae
Product: adenylate kinase 2, mitochondrial
Exons: 7
Coding region: 78-812 (244 amino acids)
Biological process (GO): ADP biosynthetic process
Cellular component (GO): cytoplasm; mitochondrion
Molecular function (GO): ATP binding; AMP kinase activity
Source: RefSeq, a predicted model, not a curated record
GAAAUAAGUCGUUGACACUUCCUUUCGUGGCCGAGUUGGCAGAUAACAAAAGUGGCACAAGGACGAUUAAAGUGAACAUGGCCCCCAGCAUGCAGUUGAACGAUGCAGUGUCCGACGUAAAAAAGGGAAUUCGGGCAAUCCUUCUCGGACCCCCUGGUGCUGGGAAAGGAACACAGGCUCCUCGGUUGGCAGAGCAGUACUGUGUGUGUCAUCUGGCCACGGGGGACAUGCUGAGGGCCAUGGUGGCCUCUGGCUCUGAGCUCGGCAAGAGGCUCAAGGAGACCAUGGAUGCCGGGAAACUGGUCAGUGACGAGAUGGUGGUAGAACUCAUAGAAAAUAACCUGGAUACGCCUCCCUGUAAGAAGGGGUUCCUAUUGGAUGGAUUCCCCCGCACAGUGAAACAAGCAGAGAUGCUGGAUGACUUGCUGGAGAAGCGCACAGAGAAGCUGGAUUCUGUGAUUGAGUUCUCCGUCGAUGACUCCCUACUGGUGCGCAGGAUCUGUGGCAGACUAAUUCACCAGCCCAGUGGUCGCUCCUACCACGAGGAGUUCAAUCCACCCAAAGAGCCCAUGAAGGAUGAUGUGACAGGGCAGCCGCUGAUGCGCCGCAGUGACGACAACGCGUCGACGCUGCGCUCGCGGCUGGAGGCCUACCACCAGCAGACUGUGCCCUUAGUCAAGUACUACAGCGCCCGCGGCCUGCACAAGGCCGUCGACGCCGCCCAGUCCCCCGACGUAGUCUUCGCCUCCAUCCUCGCCGCCUUCUCCUCGGCCACAGCCGCCCCCUGUAAAGACCUGGUGCUCUUCGUCUAAGCUCCCUUCCACUUCAGUCGCUUCUUCACUCUCAGGACUCUGCUGUUUGAAUCCUGGCAAUGGAAGCAAGCGGAGGAAGGAGGAAAUGUUGUACUGUAGCACUUAAUUUUGAGAUGUAUCUGGAGGAUGAGUGAGCAUAAUGCAGUGCAAUCUACUAGUAAUUAGUGAAGCCAUCUUGGAAGUGACUGAUUGUUUCCCUUCUAAUAAAAAGAUUAUUUUCUACAAUCAUG